This is a messenger RNA of Phacochoerus africanus (Common warthog), 1596 nucleotides long. It is a transcript of the gene GFY, whose product is annotated as golgi associated olfactory signaling regulator. Lineage: Eukaryota; Metazoa; Chordata; Mammalia; Artiodactyla; Suidae. The coding region runs from base 1 to 1536 and encodes 511 amino acids. The transcript is spliced from 3 exons. The record is from RefSeq and is a predicted model, not a curated record.
AUGAAAUCCCUCAGCCCGAUCCUCUUCCUUGUCUUCCUCUUCGCUGGGCUGGGUUCCAAGGCCGCCCCUGCAGCCUCACUGCCUUUGGGCUCUGACUAUCCCGGGAUGGGCCACUCCUCCCAGCCCUCCCCUCGGGCUUCCGAAAAUUCCACUCUCCGUGGGACUAGCCCAGAAUCCCCCAGGACUGCUUAUCCUGAGCCCUCGCAGACACCUCAGGCGGUUUCCCCUGAGCCCUCCUCCCUUGACCUCACUGAGACUACCACACCUGACCUCCGAGAAAGCCCACACCCAGAGUCUCCUGAGACCCCCAAACCUAACUCACUCAGCACCUCAAUAUCAGAAUCCCUGGAGGCCCCCCAAAUUAACCUCUCCAAAACAACACACCCAGAACCUCCUGAGACCCCCAAAACUGACCCAACUGAAAUUCCACACACAGAAUCCCCUGAGACCCUCAAACCCAAUCCCUCCAAAACUUCACACCCAGCAUCUUCUGAGACCCCACACCCUGAUCCCACUCAAACUCCAUACCAAGAAUCCCCGGAGAUUCCCACACUUAACUCCACUGGAAUCUCUCACACACCAUCCCCUGAGAACCCAGAUGCUGACCCCACUGAGACCUUUGAACCCAAGUCUCCAGAAACCCAUGACCCUGACAACACUGAGACCCCAGACUCUGAAUUCCUCCAGACCCUUCCUCCUCACCCAACUGAAACCCCCCAACCAGAAUUUCAUGUAGGCCACGGCCCCAACCCCACUGAAAUUCCCCAAACAGAACUCCCCACAACCCCUUACCAAAAUGCAGCAGAGAUCCCCAGGGCCUCUGACAUUGGGGUCGCCACUAGUCUCCACGCAGAAACGCCUGCACCCUUCAAGGAAGACGUGCUGCCCCUGAAUCCCAAACCAGAAACACCUGCAGCCACCCAGCCCGAUGCCCUGAGAUUGCCCGCCUCAGACUCCCCUGGAACCGCUGAGCUGAAGGCCCCCCAGAACUCUAGCCCUAUAGGGCCCGACGCCCCUCCUCCCUCAGCCCGGACUGCGGGGCCCCUGGCUCCUUCAGGGCCCCCCCAUCAACCGGCGCCUGCCACUCCGCGGGCCCCCCAGCGGCGCAGCCGAGGUGAGAGAGUCAACACCAUCAUCGUGGUGGAGCGAGUGGAGGAGACCGGCGUGACCCUGGUGGGACGUCCCCGGGGCGUGGCUGGAGGGGCGCUGUGCCUAUUCCUCGCCGGCACCGGGCUACUUAUCGGCAUUUGCUUGUUGCUGUGGUGUCUCUACCGCCGGGCGGCUCGACAUCGGCCCUUCGCACACCACCGGCUGCCGAACGACGGGGAUGAACCGGUUAUGCAUCUGGACGCCCCAAAGGACCCCUAUGACCUCUACUUUUAUGCGCCGGACGCCUGGGUCCCUUCACACAUCGCCACCAAGCAGCCACCGCCCACUCCUCCGCUGCCGCCCAAGCUGCCCCCACCGCCCCGCGGGGGCCGCCCCCAGCGCCUGGAACCGCUCUCCCCCACCACGCUCCCCAACAACUUCGUGUGAGCCCUGCCAGACCUGCGCCAUCCACAAACGGAGCAAGGACCCAGAGGUCCCGUCGUCCUG